AUGAGGCUCCUCAACACCACCACCCUCCAAUUGGAGCUCUUCAUCGGCGAGCCGCCAAGAUACGCUGUCCUCUCUCACAGAUGGGACCAAGGCGAAGAAAUCACCUUUGACGACAUGAAGUCCAGCGAAAACAUCCGCCUGCGCCGCGGAUACAAGAAGCUGCAAGUCAGCGCAUUCAUGGCCAGCCAGUACGGAUUCGAAUACAUAUGGAUCGACACCUGCUGCAUCGACAAAUCGAGCAGCGCAGAACUAUCCGAGGCAAUCAACUCCAUGUUCCAAUGGUAUCGCCGUGCAGAAAUGUGUCUCGCGUACCUGGCGGAUACGAGCUCCCUCGAGGACCUCGACAAGAGCGAGUGGUUUCGACGAGGCUGGACGCUUCAGGAACUUGUUGCGCCAAAGAAUGUGCGCUUCUUCAACGACUCGUGGGAAUCUCUGGGCGACAAGUACGAGCUGAAGGGUCUUUUGCAUACCAUCACUGGUAUUUCGGAAGGAGUUCUUCUAGGGACAGUGGGAUUGGAUACCGUUCCUGCGUGCAACAAGAUGGCCUGGGCGGCGGGUAGAGCGACCACACGCCCCGAGGACAUGGCGUAUUGCUUAAUGGGCCUGUUCAACGUCAACAUGCCGCUGUUAUAUGGCGAGGGCGCAGAAAAGGCCUUUGGGCGAUUACAAGAGGAGUUCAUCAGGACGUCAGAUGACGAAAGCAUCUUUGCGUGGACGGCAGAGCCAGCAGAGGUUGAUGCGUCGCCGUACUGGGGCCUUUUGGCGCAUUCACCGCAGUGCUUCAAGCGCUCAAGGCGGUACACGAUCCCGCGCUUCAAGGCGUAUAGGUACGGAAGACCUACGGAGAUUACAAACUACGGGAUACGAACAUCUCUCACGCUCCAGCCCUUGGAGAAGGAUGUCUCGGGCACGCUGUUCAUAGCUGCCCUGAAUUGCUCGUACCACGAAGACGAAGCAGAUGAGUUUAGCAACUCCUUUACAAUCACACUGCAGAAAUUAUCAGAUUUCGAGGAUCAGUACGCGCGAGUUCGUCCCGAUGCGGUUAUACCUGUCGGUGAGCCCUCAGGAACGCACUGGCCGAGGGUAGAUUCGCAAACCGAGUCACAAAUUUCUCAGAUAUUCGUCAGAUUGGCGCCUAGGCUUUCUGAUGCCGUGGCUGGGUUCUGUGUGCCCACUUCGCAGUUCAUGCCGUUUGAGUUUAUGGCCGGUUCGAAUCGGGGACCGGUCGCGAUUCCGGGGCACGUGGAGGCUGUUUGUGCUGGGGAUGCGGAAGAUGUGGAUGGGGGGUUGAAUGCAGGCCAGUUUUGUGUUUUGGAUGUUACGACUGCGGAGGAUAGUGGCGAUAAGACGAGACUUGAUGUCCAGAGUCUGAGGGGAAGACGGAUCGUGGGAUGCGCUAAGAUGGAGUUUGUGGGCAGGUUGGAUGAUCGUCGUCCGCCUGGUGAUAGAAUCAACCCCGUGUCCUCAUACAGGGAUCCGUACCUGGUGGUUGGACUGGAAUCUCUUCCGGAUAACUUUCUCGGAACACCGCCGGGGUAUUUGCGGCCUUGGUAUGCCUUCAGCCAGAGCUGUGGACGGGAUGAUUUGGAGAAGCUACUUUCUCAGGAGACGCUUGUUAUGUCUCAUACUGCGCCGGGUGGUGCCUUUGUACAAGCUCAGUUUAAGACGGUGACGCAUCGAUUUAAAACGUAUUACGAGGUAAAUUUGAUUAACACCAAGUGGAAACAGGCGUCAUGA
Pochonia chlamydosporia 170 is the source of this 1737-nucleotide messenger RNA. Its product is annotated as HET-domain-containing protein. The transcript has a single exon. NCBI's taxonomy places the organism in Eukaryota, Fungi, Ascomycota, Sordariomycetes, Hypocreales, Clavicipitaceae. The record is from RefSeq and is a predicted model, not a curated record. The coding region runs from base 1 to 1737 and encodes 578 amino acids.